Molecule: messenger RNA, 876 nt
Organism: Aspergillus heteromorphus CBS 117.55
Lineage: Eukaryota; Fungi; Ascomycota; Eurotiomycetes; Eurotiales; Aspergillaceae
Exons: 2
Coding region: 1-876 (291 amino acids)
Source: RefSeq, a predicted model, not a curated record
AUGCUACAAAGCUGCAUUAUUGGCACCAAGGGGGGCAAUUCGACUAUUCACCAAAGGACAAGUCCCGUGCGAUGGAGGACCACCACGGCAAAAGGAGAACUUCCCACCUGGUCUCCCAGUGGUAUCCUAUCCUACAUGACCAACACCGUGACUGACGAUAAUCUGGAUCUCAGCAUUCACUUCCAGAUAGAAUUCAUGCUCCAAGGUAUCGACGCAAUAUCACCAAGAGAGGAAAAUGAAUACCGAACCCAACCGCCCCUCCGCCAAAAGACACCCAUCACCCUCCUAACGGACAUAUUCCCAACAGCAUGGUACGCGCUGGACUGCGCGGGCUUCCAAUCCGGCGACACGGUGGCCAUCUUCGGCGCGGGCCCCGUAGGCCUCCUAUGCGCCUACGCGGCACUCUUCCGCGGCGCCAGCCGCGUCUACUCAAUCGACUACAUCCUGGCGCGAGAGCCCCGCGGCGUGCGCCGCAGCUGCGACUGCGUCGGCCUCGAGGCCGAGGAGAGCGUCGUCCUGAACAACUGCGUCCGGGUCACCGAGCCGACGGGCGGGAUCGGGUUUAUCGGGGAGUAUGUGCCUGCGCCGAAGGGGCCGGCGCCCGGGGUGCCGUUGGCGAAUGCCGCCGAGGGGGUGUUUCCGGUGCUGGUGGGCGAGUUGUGGGUGAAGGCGCUGAGUUUGAAGGGUGGUGGGGCGGAGAUUCAUAGCUUGCAGCCGUUUUUGAGGGAUUUGGUGGAGAGUGGGAAGGUUAAGCCGAGUUUUGUCGUCGAUGAGGUGUUGGAUGGUUUGGAGGAUGUGCCGGAGGCGUAUCGCAGGUUUGAGAAGAGGGAGUUUGUGAAGGCGGUGGUGCAGUUGGGGAAGGGGAAGGGGGUUUAG